AUGAUCGAGCCUUUAGCAGCAGCUGUAGUAAACAGUUUUUUGCUACGUACACCCGCCGGACGUGCCUCUGCAUUUAGGCCUUCUGUGGAACACAUGGGUCGGUCCAUACGUCGUCCUCUACUACGCGACUUUUUUACUCCGACUGUGAGGCAGUGGAAAGGCAAGGAGAAAGCAGUGGAGCAGGAUGUGGAUUAUGCUCAGUGUGCCGAAUGUGCCGAAUGGCUCUUGGGAGUAACACAUGAACCGUGCUGCGUCAUGAGGCACUCCGUUUGGUGUCCAAGACGAAAUCGUAUGUUCAAAAUCAAUGACGUGGUUCCUCGUCGAUCGCAAACAUCGAACUAUUCUGCAAGUCCUCCCAAUGUCCGCCGCUAUUCCUCAUCUCUUCCGUCGUGUUCAAAUUCUCCACGGUUCAAUCAUCUCUCGACGACUUUGUCCUCACCGGCCCCUGAAAUACUGGACGUGAUGACAUCUUCUUUGAACUACUUCCUGUCCCUCCUGCAAGAAACCCACCCAUUUAACUUGGAUGAUGUAUGGAAUGCUUACCAGAUGCUUGUUGACUCUGAUGAUCACCAAUAUCUGAAACCGUUGGACGUCUUGAACUUUGCUCAAAAGCUCUCUGCUGCUGUAGAGGCAGGCGGUGAGGGCAACGGCGGCGUUUCGUACUUUCGAGAGUGGGGCACACGACUUGCCGCGCUGAAUGAGCGGCUGGAGUCCAUAUUCGAGAAGCAUUCGAGCGAACACGUUACGAAGUUAAAACUCGUAGCGAGAGCCUCGGCAUUUCUAGGAGAUCUGGACCGUGCAAUCAUUACCGCCCACGAACUAUCGGAUCUACUUGCUGACGGACGGAGAGAGGAGUUAAUGGAAAUUUAUGGGACCCUCAUCCGGUUAAUGACGCUUCAUCAAGACGGCGAGCACGUCCUGGAUUUUGUUCUUGCAGAGUGGACCAAUAUCGGCGUGCAUCUCUUACCUCUCUCUACUCGUUUGCAGUAUUUGCACAUUGACGUAAAAACCUCAUCGUUACAAGAUACGAUCUACUCGACUUUGGCCAACAUACCAGAUGCUGCAUCCCUAUUGGCAAGGCGACGACACUUGGGUUUGGAGACACGGCAGCGUAUGGGUGUCCUGCUGCUAGACGUAUUUUGCUGGGAAGCCCUGGCAGAGGAUGCAUAUGCAUUGCUGAAAGAAAUGCGAGCGCAGCGGAUAUCGAUACAAGUUGACCUGCAAUUACAAGUGGUCCGCUCGCUUGUUCGUGCUGAUUCCUUCAUUCGCGCCAAUGAACUGUACAGGACCAUAUCGAAGUCGACGAACACCCGGCAUAAAUUUUUCAUCUCUACCGGAAUGUUCCUCGCGGCACACCAGGGUGACAUUGACCGCGCCGAGGAGUAUUAUUCCCAGCUCAACACAGCGCGGUGGAUUACGUUGCAGGAUAAAGCCAUUCUCAUGCAUGCAUAUGCAGUUGCCGGACGAGUGGGCAAAGUCGUUGAACUAUUCCACGAGUUCUUUCCUAACCCAAAGAACGGACCAAAGCCUUCAAUCGUGCAUUACACCAUUGUGGUGUAUGCACACGCAGAGCGCGCGGAUUACGACGGGCUCAAUUUUUGGCUUCAGGCUAUGUCGAAAGCUGGACUAGUUCCUGAUAUCUACGUCUACAGCAUCAUUCUCAAAAGCUUUUCUGCACGUGGGGAAGUAGAGUCUGUCUCCGCCGUUUUGGACCAGAUGCGCGCUGCCAAAAUUAUGCCCACUCGUGUCUUGUACACAACUGUCAUAUCUCUUCUUGCGCAUAGGAGGGACCCUGUAUCUGCGGAAGCAAUUUACAAACGUGCGUUACGCGAAGGGAUAACUCCCGAUCGCAAGAUGAUCACUUCUCUCAUGAAUGCCCACGUGGAAGCCGGUUCUUGGGCGGGAGUAGUGCGCGUUUUUGACUACCUCAAAUCAUCUCGAACCCCUCGCCUUCGGCUAUCAAUAGAAGUCUACAAUACUUUGUUGAAAGCUUACGUCCUUAUCGGCGCCCCUUUCCAUGUCGUCUCUACAAUUUUUCGCAAGCUCGAGGCUAUGGGUGUGCAGCCGAAUGGACGGACGUAUACCCUUAUCAUCCAGUCGGCCUGCGAUGCAGGAUACAUGAACAUUGCCAACAAGAUUUUCACCGAGAUGCAGGCAGCCGCAAAAGACUGGCAGACAACUUAUCGUGUUGACGCUUUCGUGUUGACGAUCAUCAUGGCUGGUCAUUUACGGCUGGGUGACAAGCGUAGGGCAAAGGUUGUUUAUGACGACAUGUGCGAACGAGGCAUUCAACCUACAUCCGCCACAUUCCAUCACAUCCUUCGCGCUUAUGGUAACGAGAGAACCGAAGAAAGCUUCCAAAUUGCAGAGGGUUUCUUGAAGACCAUCAUGGCUGGUGAGUCUUCUGCGUCGUGGAUCCCUCCUCAGACUCGCGCAGCUGCGCUUGAGCACGUCUACGGUCCCCUCAUGAUCGCGUAUACAAAAACCGAUAAACCAGAGGAGGUGGAGCGGUUGUUCCAAUCCAUGUUGGAUGCGGGUGGAGAACCUUCGUUGGGCAGCUUGUCAGUGCUCCUCGACGCCUACCGUCGCUCUAGUGACAUCGAAGCCAUCCAUGGGCUUUGGCCACAAAUAUGGCAACUCGCCUUACGUUUUUCGAAGACGGAUUCGCUUUUCGAUGGAGAAGAUGAUAACCCUUCCGACCCCACGAAACGUCAGGGAAAUCUUCUCUGCGUUCCCCUAUCCAUCUAUAUCGAUGCACUUUCUGCGGCCGGGGAACACUUCGUGAUUGCCGAGAUGUGGGGGAAAGCGAGAUCUCAUGGCUUCAGCUUCGAUUCACAUAACUGGAACCAUUUGGCGGUUGCUCUGGUCCGCGCAGGCGAGCCGGAGCGGGCCUUUGAGAUAGUCGAGCGAGUAUUGCUACCUUAUCAGCGUCAGAGCGAGGGUGUACUCCGCGACAGAGAUUUAUCUCCUGACUCCCCUCUCACUUUCGAUGUCAGUCCCGCAGAUGUUAGCAAACCAGUUUCCCAGUCACCGAUGCACCGGAGUGAGCGCCGAGCUUAUCAAUCGAAAGUGGCUACCAAGAGAUCCGGUGACGCGCUAGAAAUGGAUCCAACCUCGGAUGAUUUUGCUCAUCCAUUACACAUACUGCACCAGAUAUCCCCUUCCUGGAAUGUUUGGCGCCCUCAUCGUGCUGUUCUUGACUUGCUGUCAGGAGUGCUGCGCCAUCUGGAAUCUGGGACGCCUGUCCAACCGGUGGGAGACCGUAGCUCAGCGCCACAGGCACUGGAACCUAACUCCGGCGGUGGUUUCACUCGUGGAUAUCUCGCGCGAGAAAUGCUUGACCGCAUUUAUCUUAACUAUCCUGAUACAAUUCAAGCUAUUCGCUUACACGAGCGUUGGACUGCACGGAAAUCCUCGUUGACGAGACAGGACGAUGGGUGGUAG
This is a messenger RNA of Suillus subaureus, 3444 nucleotides long. RefSeq lists its product as uncharacterized. The transcript has 2 exons. The record is from RefSeq and is a predicted model, not a curated record. Gene Ontology annotation, molecular function: protein binding. Lineage: Eukaryota; Fungi; Basidiomycota; Agaricomycetes; Boletales; Suillaceae. Bases 1 to 3444 code for a protein of 1147 amino acids.